Molecule: messenger RNA, 1458 nt
Organism: Saccostrea cuccullata (small rock oyster)
Lineage: Eukaryota; Metazoa; Mollusca; Bivalvia; Ostreida; Ostreidae
Product: alpha-(1,3)-fucosyltransferase C-like
Exons: 2
Coding region: 91-1389 (432 amino acids)
Cellular component (GO): membrane
Molecular function (GO): fucosyltransferase activity
Source: RefSeq, a predicted model, not a curated record
AGAUCCGGUUAAUUGCCAGCAGGCAUGUGGAGGAAAUAAUCUAUAUUUUGCAAUGUAAUUAUUCUGUGUAAUUUACAUAUAAAAGGCUUGAUGAUACAUGUACUCCUCCCAAAAAAUAAUGGCAGAGGUCGUGAAGGUUUUUCACCUGAAAAGAUGAAAAAUCUCAGAAAAAAUUCAACCUUCAGAGGAUUUUCAUUGAAAUCUUAUCAAUGCUUAUUCGGAGGAUUCAUUAUUAUUGUGAUUUUACUUUUUGUCUUUUAUCAAAAUCCUAGCUUGACGUACUCUUUUAUAUAUAACAAUAAAGACAAAUUUCCAAACAUCCUCAGGGUAUCAAAAAAUGCAAAUAAUUCCACUCAUCCAAUCAAAACAGUGCUUCUUUACAAUCCAAAACACUGGGAAAUACAAAUACUGAACAAGUUCAAAAAAGAAGGACUUUGGGAAAAUUGCCCAUACUCCUGUCAAAUUACAACUGAUAUUAAAGCUUAUGAUAACAGUGAUGCGGUGAUAUUCGUGAUCGACUUGUUGGGAGGAGGUGAAUUACCUGUUAAAAAGACUCACCAAGUUUGGAUAUUUGCUCAAUAUGAAUCGACCGAUUAUUUGACAAAAGAAAUUGGUACCCAAUUCGUAACGCAGAGGAGUAUGAAAAAGUAUAAUCAGAAGGUGAACUGGACAAUAAGCUACAGAAGGGAUGCAGACCUUCCAUUUAUUCAUGGGUCUUAUAGUGUCAAGAGAAAUAACGAUAGAGGAAGAAAGAAAGACUCGAAUACUAAACGUGGCAUCGCUUGGUUUGUAUCCCACUGCAAGACCUCAUCUAGAAGAGAAAUCUUCGUUAGUUUAUUGAAGAAAACCACGCCAAUAGAUAUAUAUGGUCACUGUGGCUCUUUAAAAGCCCAGAAUUGCCCGAAAUCAAGAAUAGAUGCCAUCAGAGAAUGUUGGGGCUUAAAAGAAAGUAAAUGUUUCGACAUUCUUGAUACAAAGUAUAUGUUUUAUUUGUCAUUUGAAAACGCAAUGUGUCGUGAUUACAUCACAGAAAAAGGCCUUCAUCACGUGACUCAACAUGAUAUCAUCCCAAUCAUGAGAGGAAGUGCAAAUUAUUCUAUUUUUAGUCCGCCAAAAUCAUACAUAGACACAAAAGACUUUUCCUCUGUACAACAGUUGUCAAAAUACCUUACAGAGGUGGAGAAAAACAAAGAUAUGCAAGAAGAAUUCUUACACUGGAAGAAACAUUAUGAAUCCCAGUAUCCAAUAGAAAACUGGCGCAGUAAUAUGUGCAAUAUUUGUCAGCGACUAAAUAAUCCCACAAAAUAUACAAGAAUAUAUAAUGAUAUAUACAAAUGGAUUGUUACACCAAAUAAUCGAGAUGGAUGCUCUGUAUCCAGGGAUUUGUAGAUGUUGAAAUGGAUGUUAUAAUAAAAAAGGUUAUAAACGUGUACAUAUUUAUAUGCACGUGUAUAUGUA